GAAUUAUUAUUAUUAUUGUUAUGAAUCAUUUCCGUAGAACAAAGAGAGCAAACAGAAGGUGGUGAGGAUGGCUGCACGACCCAACAGCUCUGGCCCCGACUCCUCGGCAGGCAGUUCCGCGGACCUCCCGCCUGUGUCAGGUCUGAACAAGAUGGGCGUUCUGCCCGAGGAGUGGACACUGCCGCAUGAGUGGAAGAUAGAGAAGCGGGAGGUGUUUGAUAACUGGAAAAUGGACGUUCAGAGCCAAAUAAGUAACAUCUCAAGAAACUUGAACAGCUCUCUGCAGACGUACCCUCACCCGGAAGUGGGAUCCAGGCUACACACGGUAGACGACACCAUGGCCGACUGGGAGGCAGAGAGUCAACAGCUCAAACGGAACCGGAUGCAGCUAGGACUCUCCAGGAGUUUAAGUCAGCUCUAAAACUAGUUGUUCCAAGAACUGAAGAGUUGUACUUAGAAACAUUAUCAGUGUCAUAUUGUGAAUAUUUGUCGUUUUUCUAUUAUUUCAUUGCUAUUGUGCAUCUUUAAAAAAGUUCGAGGAUAUGACAAAAUAUACUGUCGAGUGCACGAAUGAAGAACAGGAGAGUGCCUUUUGGUAGAAAAGUGAGCAAGUGUGUAUACAUGUGUGUGUCUGUAUCUGUAUGUGUGU
Molecule: messenger RNA, 649 nt
Organism: Aplysia californica (California sea hare)
Lineage: Eukaryota; Metazoa; Mollusca; Gastropoda; Aplysiida; Aplysiidae
Exons: 3
Coding region: 68-421 (117 amino acids)
Source: RefSeq, a predicted model, not a curated record